Messenger RNA from Papaver somniferum (opium poppy), 416 nucleotides. RefSeq names its product 40S ribosomal protein S26-like. The record is from RefSeq and is a predicted model, not a curated record. Gene Ontology annotation, cellular component: cytosolic small ribosomal subunit; ribosome. Gene Ontology annotation, biological process: translation. Gene Ontology annotation, molecular function: structural constituent of ribosome; mRNA binding. The transcript has 4 exons. Lineage: Eukaryota; Viridiplantae; Streptophyta; Magnoliopsida; Ranunculales; Papaveraceae. The coding region runs from base 72 to 416 and encodes 114 amino acids.
CAGAGCCGCUGCGGAGAGAUUUCUCAAGUUGAGCUUCAGAGGAAGAAGAAGAAGCGGCUGCAAAUCACAACAUGACGUUUAAGCGAAGGAAUGGUGGUCGUAACAAACAUGGCCGUGGUCAUGUUAACUUCAUCCGUUGUUCAAACUGUGGAAAGUGUUUCCCUAAGGAUAAGGCAAUCAAGAGAUUUUUGGUGAGGAACAUCGUUGAACAAGCUGCUGUUAGAGAUGUUCAGGAAGCUUGUGUCUAUGAUGGAUACACUUUGCCUAAAUUGUACGCCAAGAUGCUUUAUUGUGUGUCAUGUGCUAUUCAUUCUCAUGUGGUGAGAGUUCUUUCUAGAGAGAAGAGGUGGAACCGUGACCCACCUCAACGUUUCAAGCGUCGGAUAUGUGCCCUGCACUUUUGUUUCUCAUUAUGA